This is a messenger RNA of Micromonas pusilla CCMP1545, 573 nucleotides long. RefSeq lists its product as uncharacterized. The transcript is spliced from 2 exons. The annotation marks the transcript as partial. NCBI's taxonomy places the organism in Eukaryota, Viridiplantae, Chlorophyta, Mamiellophyceae, Mamiellales, Mamiellaceae. The record is from RefSeq and is a predicted model, not a curated record. Gene Ontology annotation, molecular function: protein binding.
GGAGACGCCGUCGCCAUGUACUGGAUCGGAGUCUGUUACAGCUGUGGGUUCGGCGUGAAGGAAGACAAGACGAAGGCGGUCGAGUGGUGGGAAAGAGCGUCCGGGUGUGGUUUUGCAUACGCGACCUACCGCCUCGCGUGGUGCCACGAGAACGGCUGCGGCGUGGAGAAAAAUGAAACGAAGGCGAUCGAGCUGUACCUCAAAUCGGUCGAGGCGACUGGAGACGCCGACGCCAUGUGCUGGAUCGGAUACUGUUACCACUAUGGGUACGGCGUGAAGGAAGACUACACGAAGGCGGUCGAGUGGUGGGAAAGAGCGUCCGGGUGCGGGCACGCCAGCGCGACCACCUACCUCGCGAUGUGCUACGACACCGGCCAUGGAGUGGAGGAAAGUGAAACGAAGACGCGCGAGCUGUACCUCAAAGCGGCCGAGUUGGGCUGCAAAGAUGCCGCGUAUGAGCUCGGGAUCAUCUACUACCACGGCGCGUGCGGCGUGGCGGUGAACAAAACGGAGGCGCUGAAGUGGUGGCGCGUCGCGGUGGAGCUCGGCGACACCUUCGUGCAAGGCGCUGUG